AGUUCCCAUUUAUCGCUCUAAGUGUGCAACGUUAGAAUUAUUUCGAAAUGGGUAUUCUGGAAAAAAUAUCUGAGAUUGAGAGAGAGAUCGCUCGAACUCAGAAAAAUAAAGCUACUGAGUAUCAUUUGGGUCUGCUGAAGGCAAAAUUAGCGAAAUACAGGGGUCAAUUACUUGAACCAACGGGUAAAAGUGGAGCAAAAUCUGAAGGUUUUGAAGUACAAAAGUGUGGUGAUGCUCGUGUAGCUCUGAUAGGGUUUCCGUCGGUAGGAAAAUCAACUUUAUUAUGUAGUCUGACAUCAACACAUAGCGAGGCAGCCAACUAUGAAUUUACGACAUUAACUUGUAUUCCUGGUGUUAUUCAACAUAAGGGCGCAAAUAUACAGUUACUUGAUUUGCCCGGUAUUAUAGAAGGAGCUGCUCAAGGAAAAGGAAGAGGCCGACAAGUAAUAGCUGUUGGAAGGUCGGCUGAUUUGGUUUUGAUGAUGCUUGACGCUACGAAGGGAGAAAUCCAACGCCAAUUAUUAGAAUAUGAAUUGGAAUCAGUGAAUAUUCGCUUAAAUAAGAGGAAACCAAAUAUUUAUUUUAAGAGAAAGAAGGCCGGCGGUUUAACUUUUACGUCAACUGCCCCUUUAACAAAAUGCAACGAACAAAUGGUUCAACUUAUACUGCACGAAUAUAAAAUAUUUAAUGCUGAAGUCCUAUUCCGAGAAGAUUGUUCAGCGCAGGAUUUCAUAGACGUUAUUAACGACAAUUGCGUGUAUAUGCCUUGUUUGUACGUUUAUAAUAAGGUGGAUCAGAUUACCAUUGAAGAAGUCGAUAGAUUAGCAAGACAGCCGAACAGUGUUGUGGUUAGUUGCAAUUUAAAAUUGAAUUUGGAUUAUUUGGUAGAGAGAGUAUGGGAUUAUUUGGCUCUUAUUAGAGUUUAUACGAAGAAGCAAGGUCAAAAACCAGAUUUUUCCGAUGGCCUCAUCCUCAGAGGAGGUAUUACCAUUGAAGGUGUAUGCCACUCUGUUCAUCGUACUUUGGUAAAUCAAUUCAAAUAUGCUCUUGUCUGGGGCACAAGUGUUAAAUUCAGCCCUCAAAGAGUAGGAAUAGAUCAUGUUGUUCACGACCAAGAUGUCGUAUGUAUUAUGAAAAAAUAA
This is a messenger RNA of Dimorphilus gyrociliatus, 1142 nucleotides long. NCBI's taxonomy places the organism in Eukaryota, Metazoa, Annelida, Polychaeta, Dinophilidae. The record is from the annotation of a GenBank genome assembly.